CGUUACGACAUUUCUUUUCCUUGUCGCUCGCCGCACCACCUUCACACAACACCCCCACGACAUGCCCCCGUACUGGACUGCGCACACAGCACAGCCACCUCGAUGAAUCACGAUCACCGCGACAACGGCCGCUCCACGCCGGAGGAGUCUUCGUCGUCCUCGAGUCGCCGCAAUGUCUCCACGCCCGACCCCUUCGUCCCGCGCGUGCCUGGCGCCCCCGGCUACAUGACAGUAGGCUCCGGAUCGACGCCUGAAGCCGCCGCCCGUCUGGUGUCGAUGCUGGACGAUGAUUCUGGGUAUGGAGGCAGCAUGCAUGAUGGACAGACCUCCAUCCCAAGCUGGCACUCUAACAUUGGCGAGGACAGGCCCUCGGAAUCGCCCACGUCGAUACUGCCCGCUGGAUCUGGCAACCCGGAACACGACCGACAGCGCAGCCAUGUCCUGCAGCUGCGAUACAACCAGAACAAGAAUGCCCUGGGCCGUGCCAUCCACGGCACCAUCGACAUCCUGAAGACAUUCCAGGACAGGAAUCUCAAGUGGCCAGCCCACUACCCCUCCGUGCAGAAAGAGCGCAAGUCCUCUCAGAGCCGUGAUCCGCGCCCUGGCAUCCAUCACACACAGUCCUCGAUUGGUGAUUUCGAACCGCAUGUACGCUCGCCCGAACGGCCACGACCUCUCCGCCGCGCCGGCACGUCGAUAGGAGACGACCUUGUUGCCGAGUCGAGCUCAGCUGCAGCUGCGAAACAGAAGGAAGAGCCACGUCUGGUCACACCAAAGCUUGCGCAGGAUUUCUCGGUCCUCAAGCUGGAGUUACGAAUGGGCGGCCGCACACAGACCGACCUCGUACACUCCUUAGAGAAAAACUCCAUUGCCUCGCUCCUUGACGGUCAGAUUCAGCAAAGCAUUCGCCACCUGUACUCAAUCAAAGAGCGAAUCGAGGACACCUCGAGCAAAGUCCUUGUGACCGGAGAUCUUAAUGCAGGAAAGUCCACCUUCUGUAACGCUCUGCUACGGAGGAAAGUACUGCCAGAAGACCAGCAGCCGUGCACAAGCAUAUUCUGUGAGGUACUAGACUUCAAGGAGAACGGUGGUGUGGAGGAGGUCCACGCCGUUCCCAUUGGCUCCGUCUACAACCGCAACAACGAAAGCACAUACACAGUCUUCGACCUGAAAGACUUAGACAAGAUUGUCAUCGACAAUGAGCGCUGGUCCCAGUGCAAGGUCUACAUUCAAGAUAUUCGUGAUGUGGAUCAGUCGAUCUUGAACAAUGGCGUCGUUGACAUUGCCUUGAUCGAUGCUCCGGGUCUCAAUGCUGACUCAUUAAAAACAACUGCCGUCUUCGCCCGUCAAGAGGAGAUCGAUGUGGUUGUGUUUGUCGUCUCUGCGGCGAACCACUUCACCGAAUCAGCGAAGAACUUCAUCUUCAGCGCGGCUCGUGAGAAGGCAUAUAUGUUCAUGGUCGUGAACGGUUUCGACGUCAUUCGCGAUCAGCGCCGUUGCCAGGAAAUGAUUCUGAAGCAGGUUGCGGGUCUCAGUCCAGCAACCUUCAAGGAAUCAAGUGAGCUUGUUCAUUUCGUCUCGAGUAACGCUAUCCCAAUGGGCUCGAGUGGCAGCUCACCGCCUGGCGAUGACGGUGAUGACGACCCGUCUGAUAAGGGGAAGGGGAAGGGCAAGGAAGCUGAGAAGAUCCGUGACUUCGGUGACCUUGAGACCUCAUUACGACGUUUCGUGCUGGAGAAGCGGGCCAGAUCGAAGCUCGCUCCUGCUCAGACCUAUCUUCUGAACGUUCUCGGCGACCUCCACAGCCUGGGUGAUGCCAACCAUAAACACUCGCGGGAUGAACUCGACCGUCUUACAAAGGAGAUCGAAGCGCUCGAACCUGAGUAUGAACAGUCGAAGAAGUCCCGCAUAGAAGCUGGUGAACAGGUGGAGCGAACCGUCGAAGAUACCACAGCGGAAGUAUAUAGCCACACGCGCGACACCCUGAACACAUGCAUUGCAAGAGUUGGAGAGCAGGACAUGGGUAUCGAGUACCCCGGGCUUCUAUCCGCCUAUCAAUAUGCUGAGGAUCUGCGAGAUUCAAUGCUGCACGAGGUCUCAGAAACAGUACGUCUUUGUGAAGAGCAUGCACGGACUCAGGCAGCCCAGGGCUACAACGGCAUCAAGAACUUAGGCAUCAUGCACCUUGGCGACGACGUCCACGCUGGCGUCAAGUUCCUGCCAGAACGCAUGUUCAGGAAGUCAAUGCACGCUCUGGCACGCCAGGUGGACAUUGACAUCGAACUGUGGGACUUCUUUGACGUUGCCAGCCUGUGGGAACGUCAGGAGAAGGUCGCGGGUACUAGCAUGGCCGUCACAGUUGCUGGUGUUGUUGGUGGCAGGCUAGUCGGUGGUGUUGGCUGGCUCGACGGCGCGCUUGGUGCCGCGAAGGUCAUGGGAUCGAACAACCUGAAAAGACUUCUGAUUCCUGGUGUCAUCGCUGGUGUCGUCAUCGGCAUAUCAUACGUUCUCUCCUCAGUACCGAAGUCCCUUCCACACCGUCUUGCUGCCAAGCUGUCACAACAGCUCUCAGCCAUCGACUACACCCACCAGAAUGCUCUCCGCGUCAGCUCCGAGAUUCGCCGCGCCCUCAAGAGCCCCGCAAACGAUGUCCGCAUCGGUUUGCAGCGUAACGUCGAGAAGCUACAGCAGAAGAGGGAGCAGACGAGCAAUUUCAAAGUUGAAGCCGAGGUCGCACACAAGUACUUCAGCAACCUCGUACGCAAGAGCAAUGAGCUCAGGCAGACCGUGCAGCGCGUCGACCUUGAGGCUGCGCCGCCUACUUUUGCGCCGAGUCACUGAGCAUUUCCCUUUCGCCUUAGUCUGCAUUCAUACUUGUACUGUCGUGUAUAAAAAGAGGUCAUCAUUGGGACGGGCGUUUGUAAGGCGCUGGAGAUACGUGAAACGGUCGAAUACUACCCUACAUACCAGCUUCUUUGUGAUGGUUGUACAUACACUAAUUCAAUACCCCUCUUGCUCUUUUGAACAAAA
Molecule: messenger RNA, 3030 nt
Organism: Didymella exigua CBS 183.55
Lineage: Eukaryota; Fungi; Ascomycota; Dothideomycetes; Pleosporales; Didymellaceae
Product: mitochondrial fusion GTPase protein
Exons: 2
Coding region: 103-2841 (912 amino acids)
Biological process (GO): mitochondrial fusion
Cellular component (GO): mitochondrial outer membrane
Molecular function (GO): GTPase activity; GTP binding
Source: RefSeq, a predicted model, not a curated record